Molecule: messenger RNA, 993 nt
Organism: Schizosaccharomyces octosporus yFS286
Lineage: Eukaryota; Fungi; Ascomycota; Schizosaccharomycetes; Schizosaccharomycetales; Schizosaccharomycetaceae
Product: inner membrane protein
Exons: 1
Coding region: 1-993 (330 amino acids)
Biological process (GO): inner mitochondrial membrane organization
Cellular component (GO): mitochondrial inner membrane
Source: RefSeq, a predicted model, not a curated record
AUGAAAGUGAACUGGAAUGGUGUAACAAAUGCUUUUAGGCAGUUUUCUUUCAAACUGUCACCUACUAGUUCCGGAAGGGAAGCAUUUUCAUUUCGAGAAGCUAUGCUACAAGCUAGUCGAAGAUUAAAUGAGUUUACAGGUUACACAACCAUUGAAUCUUUAAAGAAAACUGUUGUUUUACGAGAACAGCAACUAAAGGAUCUUCGUAAGGUAGCGAACGAUGCCCGUAGAGCAUACCUAGAGGCUGUCGAAAGGAGGUCAUCCAGUCAACGAGAAGUGAAUGAAUUGCUUCAAAGACGGAGCAGCUGGUCUUCGACGGAUCUUGAAAGGUUUACUAAAUUAUAUAGAGAAGACUAUUCCAAUAAGGAAAAUGAGAGCCUUCUUCAAGAAAAUGUCAAAUCUACGGAGGAAAAAAUUGAGGAUGCACAGAAUGGUCUUGUGCAAUCUAUCCUAUCUCGGUAUCAUGAAGAACAAGUAUGGAGUGAUAAAAUUCGACAAACAAGUACUUGGGGUACAUGGGGACUUAUGGGUAUUAACGUUCUAUUGUUCAUUGUUGUCCAACUUAUACUGGAACCAAAGAGACGGAGACGUUGGGUUCAGGAGUCCAUGGAAUUUGUUGAGAAGGAAAAUAAAGAUAAAAUGGAAUUACAAAUUCAAAAAUUAUCUGACUUGGAAGAGAAAAUAUCCGAGGAUGUCGCCAAAUAUGGUUCGCUGAAUUUAGAGAAUUCUUCUAAGACAGGCUCCCAUUCGCAGGAACCUUCGUCAAAUUCUUCACUUUUGUUUCAAUCUCUUCAAAGAAUACCAUCCUUGGAUUUUUCGUCUUUCAAAUCCUUUACUGAUUCCAUCAAAGCUAUCGUACGCUAUAUAUUUUCUCCUUCUGAUGUCGUACAAGUUACCCAUAAACAACUUUCUAUGCUUAUGACUGAGUUCGCCUUAGCCGGAGGAACGAUAUUAUGCUCAAUUAUGUUUUUGGUUCGUCUUUCAAGGCAUUAA